Molecule: messenger RNA, 2918 nt
Organism: Topomyia yanbarensis
Lineage: Eukaryota; Metazoa; Arthropoda; Insecta; Diptera; Culicidae
Product: transmembrane protease serine 9-like
Exons: 8
Coding region: 418-2691 (757 amino acids)
Biological process (GO): proteolysis
Molecular function (GO): serine-type endopeptidase activity
Source: RefSeq, a predicted model, not a curated record
GCGAAUGCAAGACCCACUGGGAAUCCCAGGACAAACGGGAUCUCUACGGCCGAUAGAAAAAGCGAAGCUCAUUCGCGGGCAGUGUAUUAUUUUGGAACGUAUAUUAUGCUGACCCGGUGAUGAUGCUGUCUGGUCGAUCAAAAGCACAGCCGGGCCAAUUAAAAGUUUAAACCUAACCUGAUCGGCCCGGGUUGCGUACUCAACACAUGGAUACUCUGCCAGUUCCUCCAAAUUUCGCCCGGUUGUCGUAGGCAUCAACGCGUUCGUUGGCGGGUGGCUUACGGCUUUGUCGCGGAAACUGUUUACCCGUCAGUCGAAAGUCCGUACAGUUUGCGGUUGGACGCGUGUGUGGUUCUCGGAAGUACAUUCCUAGUGAAUCAUAGCAUUUAUCCGGUGCAACUAAUUAUUUUAAUCAAAAUGAUACACACAGCGGCACAUGUUGUGGUGCUAGUAUUUACCAUCACUGCUGUUGUCGCAGUUUCGUGCGAUACUGAAUUGUCCUACAAUUCCACCUGCAUCAACCCCAACCAGGUAGCUGGCCGGUGCAUCCUGGUACGGGAGUGCCAUACCGUUCUAGCGAUCCUUCGGAAGGAAACCCUAACGAACGAUGAUGUUGCGUUCCUGUACGAGAGCGAAUGUGGAAAGGCGGAGGACAAAAGUUUGGUCUGCUGUCCGGCUGAUUCUAUUAGCGUGGCGGACGCAUCGUUUGGCCCCGUAAACCGAGUGGACCCUGGCGCCGACGAUAGUGACAGCGGGGAGAAAAUGACGCAGUGGAAACUGUUGCCUCGCCCAGGCGAGUGUGGGACACAACCGAGCUACGAACUGUUCGGUGCAAAUGUGACUAAAUUAGAUGAGCAUCCUUGGACGGCGUUGAUACACUUUGGGAUUCAGCCAUACGAAACGGCUUUCGAGUGUGGUGGAAUUCUUAUCAGUUCUCGGUACGUUCUAACGGCCGGUCACUGUGUAGCCGAUAGCACCAAAUGGACCAAUUUAACCGUUCGCCUUGGAGAAUGGGAUACGGAAUCAACCGUCGAUUGUAUCUCAAUCGAAGAUUUCAACGAUUUCUACUGUGCCGAUCCGGCGAUUGAUAUUGCUGUUGAAAAGGUAUUCAUUCAUGAGCAGUACACUCGCCAGCACCGUCCUCAGUUAAACGACAUUGCGGUGCUGCGGUUGGCGGAACCGGUUAACACAACAGCAUGGAUACGACCGGUGUGUCUUCCUCAACAACAGGAACCGGCGAAGAAUGCAGAGCAUGUUUACACUCUUGCCGGCUGGGGCAACAACGGAUGCGGUUACAAUAGUCGGUACAAAAUACGGUCAAGGCUAAAUGCAUUAAAUCAGGAGCAGUGUAAGCAACAUCUACCCAAGGGAUUUCGACGAACCAAUGAUUAUCUCUGCACGGUUCCGGUCAACGAGGGAGAGAAAUGUCAUGCCGAUUCCGGUGGUGCUGUAACCAGUACGAAACGGGUGCCGAAAAUAGGAGUAGUGCAUGAAGUGGAAGGAUUGUUGAACUACAUGAAGGAAUGCAACUCUACCCGUCCGGUGGGAAUAUUCACAAAUGUCGGUCAGUAUCUAGACUGGAUUGUUGGUAAAAUAGAGGAAUAUUGGUCCAGCUGUCGUACUCCCGUCAAAGAACCGGGCUCGUGUGUUCUGGUAGCAGAUUGCAACUUCAUACGACAGGUUCUACAGAAACCUAUUCUAGACAAUAAUGACAUCCGGUACGUCGAAGCGAGUCGCUGCGGGACACAUCAGAAGAAGGCACUGGUUUGCUGUGCCAAACCUACCGGUUCUCCACCGGAUACGACCACACAACCGGCUGUGAUCACCCGCACCAAUGCGGAACCGUUAAACCCAAAUCGAGCAAAUUUGCUGCCAAAAUCCCCCGUUUGUGGGAUUCAGUAUAGCGAUCGGAUCGUAGGAGGUGAACGAACCAAAAUUGACGAAUAUCCGUGGACGGCUCGGAUUCAGCACUACGACAGACGCAGCAAUGAGUACGGCUUCCACUGUGGCGGAUCAUUGAUCAAUGAGCUGUACGUGCUGACUGCGGCUCAUUGCGUGGUGGGCAUUCCCAAGGCUUGGACGGUAUCCGGAGUCCGUCUGGGAGAAUGGGAUACCACCACCGAUCCGGACUGUGAUUCCGUCGAUACGAGCGACUGCUUCGACCCGGUGCAGGACAUCCAGGUGGAGCGCACGAUUCCGCACGAAAAUUUCAUCAGCAGCCGGACGGAAGUUCACAACGACAUUGCCUUGCUGAGGUUGGCGCAAAAGGCCCACUACUCGGACACUGUGGUACCGAUUUGUCUACCGUUGGACGGUAGCUUCGCUAGUCGGUCGUACGAUACGCGUAAAAUGUUCGUUGCCGGUUGGGGUCAAACCGAAGCAGAGCGGGGUAGUCGGUACAAGCUGUUCGUGGCAGUAAACGGAGUGUCGCUGCAACACUGCCGAGAGCAGUAUCCAACGGCAAACAUCGACGACCGGCAGAUCUGUGCCGGAGGGGAGGCCGGUAAGGAUUCUUGCAAAGGUGACUCUGGUGGGCCACUGAUGGAUGUGGUUGAGUACCAGGGACAGGUUGUCUAUUACCUGGCCGGAGUGGUCAGCUUUGGCCGACAGUGUGGUAUGAGGGAUGUUCCUGGUGUGUAUACGAAGGUGCAUCAAUUUGUGAACUGGAUCUCGAACCACAUUGAUCCGUAGAAUGCGAAGCAAUAAUUCAUCCCAUAAUACUCAAUGGAAUGGUUUUUUAUCCGAAGUCCUACUGAUCAAUGCCUUUUUUUAAGAACUGGAAGUGUCUUAGUGGAAACGAUCGGAUGAGAUGGAAAAAGUGAACGUACUUAGUUUUUGGAUGCCUUAAUGAUCAAUGUUGAUAUUAUUAUUUUAGUAUGAGUGGUGUUCUUUAACAAGUAAAUAAAUAACUUUCGAAA